Scedosporium apiospermum is the source of this 2292-nucleotide messenger RNA. RefSeq lists its product as uncharacterized. Gene Ontology annotation, molecular function: transmembrane transporter activity. The transcript is spliced from 2 exons. The record is from RefSeq and is a predicted model, not a curated record. Gene Ontology annotation, cellular component: plasma membrane. Lineage: Eukaryota; Fungi; Ascomycota; Sordariomycetes; Microascales; Microascaceae. Bases 1 to 2292 code for a protein of 763 amino acids. Gene Ontology annotation, biological process: transmembrane transport.
AUGUUUUCGGAAUACGCAUCGAAGUUCUUAUCCCAGUCCCAGUCGCGCCUCUCCAACUUCGGUCAAGCUGAUAACGACAGUGCCCCCUCUCGAUAUGCCCCCGACCGCUCUUCUCGACCGACCCGAAACUUAGGCCGCUCCUAUUUUGGCAGGACUUACGGAAAUCCAUACCAGCAACAGGGCAGUAACUCCCGGUUCGGUCAUGCAUUCCGGUCAGGUAUAUCGGCUGCUCAGGAUGCCCCCUUAUUCGCCAGCACGAGGGACGAGUUUCGCGAGGAGGACGAAGAGGAGGAGCGCGAUAGGGAGGCGGCCGAUCUACUCGCCCUUCAGCAAUCUCGCGCAGUGGCUGCAGGCAAACUAGAGGAGAGUAUAGGGUCGGAAAACGAGGCCAGUAAUGCGUCUCUCGACCGCAGCGCUGACGGGCCCUCGGAAUACCAAACGCAACGAUUCAGGCGGGGAAUACGGAGCAGCUGGAACGGCGGCGGACAGAGCAGUCAUGCGCAGUCGUCCAGGGCAGCAGGGAAAAAUAGGUUCUCUUCGAAUCAACCGAUACCCAAGAUUACACACGAAGACGCCGACUCGGACGAUACAGGCGAUAGUGCUAAGGGCAGGCUUGUCGAUGUUGGCUUGGAAUCUCAGAUUGAGGAUGACGACCCACCAGCGUCGCUUAUUGGGGACACGCUCGACGACGUUGCUGGUAGCCCGCCACCCUUCCAACAGUUCCGUGACCGCCCAGAUCGGAAAUUUACCCUUCGCAGGGAUUCUACCAUAGAGAGCGAUCUUGGCGAAUCGAGGCGGAGCGUAGAGGACGACGGUAACGAAGCGGUCACGGUUACCACUACAGAAGGAGAACUGUUUCGAUACGAUCCUUUUUUCGCCUGGGCUUAUUUGAUUUUGCUCGCGAGCUUAAUCUCCACGUACGUCCUUGUUUGGCUGCAUACCGAAGCCCCUGACAGGAAACGACCCAUCGGCGACACCAUCUACUCGACCUUGCACGGUUCUUUCUACAUGUUGGCCGUCGACACGUUAGUGGCGGUAAUGGUGGCACUGCUAUGGCUCGCAGCGCUGAGAUCCUUUGUCCGACCACUCGUAUCCCUCAUCCUCGUCGCCGUGCCUGUAAUCAUGUUCUCCUUCUUCCUUUAUCCUUUCAUCUCUAGUUACAAGGGGACGACGCACGGAGCAAGCUUCCAGGACCGGGUGAUGCGAUGGGCCGCAAUUGUACCGUUAGCAGGAGCCGUGAUAUGGGUCUACUGCGUGAUCAAAGGGCGACACUCCAUCCGGCAAGCGGUCGACAUACUAGAAUUUUCGAGCCGCAUCUUGGGCGCGAACUCUGCGCUGGUGCUCGUCGGUCUAGCGUCACUCUUCACCGUCGUCGCGUUCACAUGGAUGUGGCUCGGCAUGUUCUCCCGGGUGUUCCUGGGCGGGUACAUGUCGAAGAGCCUAGCGAGGUACGUCAUCAGCGUGUCGAGCUGGUGGCUAGGGGCGUGGUUCGUGUUUAUGUACAUGUGGACGAUAUCCGUCGUCACCGAAGUCCACAGGGCAACGACGGCGGCGACAGUAUCGCAAUGGUACUUCCACCGCAACGCGGUCCCGGCCCCGACGUCGCAAGAAAUCGUCACGGCGGCGCUCAACCAUGCGCUCACCACCAUCUUCGGCAGCAUCUGCCAAUCCACGCUCCUCGCGCGCCUAGUUAGACUACCGCUCCUCAUCCUCCCCUCCCGCAUCUCGUACAUUGCUCAGCGCAUCGCCAACAGCUUUGUCCCGACGCCGGUGGUGGCCCUCACGAACCCCCUCACGAUUACUUACUGCGCCAUCCACUCUCAGAACCUGGCGGCCGCGGCCCGGGGUCUGAGCCAGAUGGACUUUUUGUCGCCCCAGACGCCGACGGCGACGCUUACGCCGCGCGUGUUCGCGUCGCGCGAGGGCACGUCCAACGGGCUUGUGCCGUAUCGGCUUGCUAAGAUGGUGCUUUAUGCGAGCCGGUUCAUUCUCGCGACGGCCAUGGGUUUCGCGGGUUGGGUGCUGACGGCUAAGAAGCUUGAGGUUACCUUGCCCGAUGGCAUGGGUAUCCGGGGAUCGGCAUACGCGUAUGUGGUCGGUAUAGUGGCCAGUUUCAUCGGUUACUCGGUCAUGGGCUCGAUGGAGAGUAUUCUCAGCGGUAUCGUUGAUGCGGUGGUGAUUUGCUAUGGUAGCGAGAGGCGGAUGGCGAGUGGAGGGGGUACGUAUUGCAUGGAGGCGGCAUAUCUGUUUGGUGAGAAGCGGAGGCGGAACCACUCAGAUGACUACGUUUAG